Molecule: messenger RNA, 2005 nt
Organism: Python bivittatus (Burmese python)
Lineage: Eukaryota; Metazoa; Chordata; Lepidosauria; Squamata; Pythonidae
Source: RefSeq, a predicted model, not a curated record
CGUCCCUGCGCGGUGUCUUGUGGGAAAGAGGUAGAGUUCGGUGGAGCCGUUGUUUGUCACAUCAGCCGGAGCUGUUUACAUCUCAGGAGAAGCCGCGAUGCCGGAGCGAGACAGUGAGCCAUUCUCCAACCCUUUAGCCCCAGAUGGCCAUGAUGUGGAUGAUUCUCAUUCUUUCCACCAGUCUAAAUUGACCAAUGAAGACUUUCGUAAGCUUCUUAUGACUCCACGGGCAGCACCAACAUCUGCACCACCUUCAAAAUCUCGCCAUCAUGAGAUGCCAAGAGAGUACAAUGAAGAUGAAGAUCCAGCUGCUCGCAGGAGAAAGAAAAAAAGCUAUUAUGCAAAACUACGUCAACAAGAGAUUGAGCGAGAGAGGGAGUUGGCAGAGAAAUACAGAGACCGUGCCAAGGAAAGACGAGAUGGUGUCAACAAAGAUUAUGAAGAAACAGAACUAAUCAGUACAACUGCCAAUUACAGGGCAGUAGGACCCACUGCAGAGGCGGAUAAAUCAGCAGCAGAAAAGAGACGGCAAUUGAUUCAGGAGUCCAAAUUCUUGGGUGGUGACAUGGAACACACUCACUUGGUGAAGGGUCUUGAUUUUGCUUUGCUGCAAAAGGUACGGGCAGAGAUUGCCAGCAAAGAAAAGGAAGAAGAAGAACUAAUGGAAAAGCCCCAAAAGGAAACUAAGAAGGAUGAAGAUCCUGAAAAUAAAAUUGAAUUCAAGACUCGCUUGGGCCGUAACAUCUAUCGGAUACUAUUCAGGAACAAGGCAUAUGAGCGAAAUGAGCUCUUCCUGCCAGGGAGAAUGGCUUAUGUGGUGGAUCUUGAUGAUGAGUAUGCCGACACAGAUAUUCCCACAACUUUGAUUAGAAGUAAGGCUGAUUGCCCGACCAUGGAGGCCCAGACUACAUUGACUACAAAUGAUAUUGUAAUCAGUAAACUGACUCAGAUUCUUUCCUACUUGAGGCAAGGCACCCGUAAUAAAAAGCUCAAGAAAAAGGAUAAAGGGAAACUGGAUGAGAAGAAACCCCCAGAGGCAGACAUGAAUAUUUUUGAAGAUAUUGGAGAUUAUGUACCAUCUGCGGCAAAAGUGCCACGAGAAAAGGAACGAGAGAGAUACAGGGAACGGGACCGAGAACGGGAGAGAGAGAGAGACAGGGAACAUGAGCGAGAUCGUGAACGAGAGAGAGAGAGGGAACGUGAAGAGGAGAAGAAGAGGCACAGCUACUUUGAGAAACCCAAAGCUGAUGAUGAGCCUAAUGAUAUAGACAAAGGACCUGGCUCAGCCAAAGAGUUGAUUAAAUCAAUCAAUGAAAAGUUUGCUGGUACUGCUGGCUGGGAAGGGACAGAAUCAUUAAAAAAACCUGAAGACAAAAAGCAAGUGGGUGAUUUCUUCGGAAUGUUAAACAGCUAUGCUGAAUGCUACCCUGCAACCAUGGAUGCCAUGGCUGUGGAUAGUGAUGAAGAAGUAGACUAUAGUAAAAUGGAUCAGGGAAACAAAAAAGGACCUCUAGGUCGCUGGGACUUCGACACACAAGAAGAAUAUAGCGAGUACAUGAAUAAUAAAGAAGCUCUACCCAAAGCAGCAUUCCAGUACGGGAUCAAGAUGUCUGAAGGCCGUAAGACACGCCGUUUCAAGGAGACCAAUGACAAGGCUGAACUAGAUCGGCAGUGGAAGAAGAUUAGUGCAAUCAUUGAAAAAAGAAAGAAGAUGGAGGCUGAUGGGGUUGAGGUGAAGAGACCAAAAUACUGAAGCUGCCAGGAGGUCUUGAUCCCUUCAGUUGUAUUCUGAAAGCUCAGCUCUAGUGGUGAUUUGAUUUUGAUGGAAUAGUCCCUGGAACAAACUCAGCUUGCUUCCUGCUUACAUAUGAGUAUGAAGGGCAGCUCCUGAUUGUGCUGAAAAUUUUUAGAAGCUUUUUUCCUUGCCUGCAGCACAGCAUGUUCCCUAGGAGCUGACACUGUGGAUUUGUAAUGCAAUAAAAAUUGCUAUAAUGUUUAUGUUACA